CCCUUGUUUCCCAUGUGGAUAAGACUCCGAUCAGACUGUCUCACCAAAAGUCCCCUUUCAACACGCUUGUCAUUGUACUCUUUCGUUGACAGUAACACCCCCCCGUUUACCCCAUGUUGCCUCUUCUAGCGCUAACAGCGCUUGCUGCCACAACCGCUUCAGCCAGUACAGACAUGAUCCAGCCUGUAGCGCUUCAAGCAGAGUCCAGUCGAAUGGAUCUACCCUCCUCCAAGAUCAGGCUUCAACGCGAGCGUAGCAAAUUAUGCGGGGUGUGGUGAUAUGCCUGCUGGGUCACGCACUUACUUUCCAAUGUCCGGCGGACAGCUAUCGUUCAACUCUCUCACCGUCGCAGCUGACAUUUCGAUCCUUCACGUCGCUCAAAUCAACCCCGUAUCCUUCCACUCUUGGACAGCGUCGGGUGUCAAUAUUGAGGACAUGAGCCCUGGAGAGUUUUGCGCCCCUGCGCCAGAUUUUGAGUCCAGCUAUGAGGUGGGCGAUCAGUUGACGAUGAUUAUUAUGUACCAGCUUUACGGCGACAAGACGGACUAUUACGACUGUGCCGACAUUACCUUGAUCGAGACGUCCAACUAUACCGCACCCUCCUACACCUGCUCCAACACUUCUUCUCUCCUUACGAUGGCUUCUAGUGUCUCAACCUCUGCCGGCCAGGAUAAAAGUGUCUACGCGAAUGGCACUUCCUCUUCUACCUCUUCCUCGGUGACAGUGACGACGACCGCAGGCGUCAGUAACGGGUCAGGUCUUAGUGCCGCAAAGGGAGGCGGUAUAGGAGCUGUUUGCGGGGUUGCCUUUGCCGCUGCGCUGGUGGGAGCAGCUUAUGCGCUGGGAUACUUGCGAUUCAAAAAGAAUAGAGGUAAUCUAGAGCUGGUCCAUGAUAGUGACUCAAUGAGGUCCAACAUUCCAUUGAAUGGGACCAAGUUCAACGGGAAGAAGCAAGUGGUUUGAUUGAGGGUUCAUUGAGGGGCUUGCAGGUUAUAGGCGCGUUCAUAGAUCAACUGGAGAUGAUGCUAUAAUCAGUAUUGGGUUGCCCACGGUAUACUUCCAGAACUCGCCCACCACACACGCACAUAGAUUGUAUGCAUACGAAUGGAAACCUGUUGAAGA
Messenger RNA from Cryptococcus amylolentus CBS 6039, 1122 nucleotides. RefSeq lists its product as hypothetical. The transcript has 4 exons. The record is from RefSeq and is a predicted model, not a curated record. The coding region runs from base 280 to 963 and encodes 227 amino acids. NCBI's taxonomy places the organism in Eukaryota, Fungi, Basidiomycota, Tremellomycetes, Tremellales, Cryptococcaceae.